Molecule: messenger RNA, 1471 nt
Organism: Baudoinia panamericana UAMH 10762
Lineage: Eukaryota; Fungi; Ascomycota; Dothideomycetes; Mycosphaerellales; Teratosphaeriaceae
Exons: 2
Coding region: 362-1249 (295 amino acids)
Biological process (GO): ergosterol biosynthetic process
Cellular component (GO): endoplasmic reticulum
Molecular function (GO): sterol 24-C-methyltransferase activity
Source: RefSeq, a predicted model, not a curated record
UGUUGGUUGACAUGCUCCAGACUGCUGACAAUGCAGGACUGGUUGCGGCCACCCUUUGUGCGCCAGUAGCUGUAACACAUAGUCGUUGCACUCCUCGUUCGGGAGAGUGUGAGUAUACAAUAAACCAUCCCGGUUAGCUCUAUUGUUGCGCUCGUAGGACAUCAAUAUAUGACCAAGAAGACGACAUUUCUCCACGACGUCGGCAUAACAGGACUAUACCGCGAGUACGAGGAUUAUGAGGAUGCCUGGAGCUGGAGUCAGUGCUAGAGCCGAAGCCAGAGCCGAAGCCGGAGUGAGUGUCAGAGAAUGAGCGCAGCAUGCCAAGCGCAGCAAGUGCGGCGGCAUAAGAACGAGGCUCAAGAUGGGAGGGUGCCUCCGCCAGGAUGUCAUGCAAGGGGGAGUUCUCAUCGCUGUAAUGACGAACAAGAGCGUCACCACGCCGUCUGUACAGGAGUACUACUCAAGUCUUGAAUCACGUUUAGGGUACUGGCUGUUACUCGGAAAUGCCAGGCACUGUGAAUACUGGCCGCCCGGCACACUAUGGCCAUUUCCUAUAGGAUGCGCGCAGCGAGACAUGGAAGAGAAGCUCUGGGAAAGAUUGGGCAUUGAGAAGGGAUCAAAGGUCCUAGAUGCUGGCGCUGGAUCUGGCAAAGUUGCCAGCUACAUGGCGCAUAAGGGACUAAUUAUCGAAGUUGUGGAUCUCACGCCUUUACAUGUGCAGCAAGCCCGGCGAACAAUCCGCGACCGCAAACUUGAGCACAAGGUCUCGAUGCGGCUAGGCGACUACCACGACCUGGCUGACUUCAACAAUGGCUCAUUUGACGGAGUCUACACGAUGGAGACAUUCGUUCACGCCGACGAAUCAAUGAAGGUGCUGCAGAACUUCUACCGCUUACUGAGACCGGCUGGCGUGCUCCUACUGCACGAGGCGGAGUUUCACUGGGACUCUCCGCUGCUCCAGGAAGUGCUACGGCUAUCUCACUGUCAGAACACAUUGAAGCAGGGAUCUUACGAAGAUAUGCUGCGGCAAACAGGCUUCACUGACAUCACCGUUGAGAAUUACACUGACAAUGUGUUGCCACUGUGGCGACUUUUCGGAGUGAUUGGGUCAGUCCCUUACGGUGCUAUGCGACUCUUCGACCUCGACAAACGCUUCACUAACGUGAUGACUGGCGUCGAAGCCUACCGCCACUGGACUCAAGGGCGAUACAUAUCCAUCCGUGCGGUCAAACCUGAUAGUCGCGACUGAGUAUCACUCUGGGAUUGCAUGCUAGCUUAGUGCAGGCAAGCGUCCUAUUAUUAUGACUCUCCGAAGGGACAACAUUGACAGCUGCAUGCGGGGCAAUCUCGAGCGUCCAGAGUUUUGGCGACUGGCAUUGUCAAUGCUCGGUAUGGUGGAGGCUUCGCGCAAUACACUUCCUGACCCGCAGACCAGGCGACAGAAGUCGGCAUGCAAGGCCUCGGAUGUGGC